AUGUGUGCGGAUUUUAAUAUAGACCUUCUGAAUCACUUUGAUGUGAUUCAAAACUCCCAGCUUCCACCGAUUUUCGCAAAGUACGACAAUUUGGUGCAUUGGUCGCCAAAUGAGGUGAUCCUGGACAUUGGCUGCGGUAGUGGAUUCACUUCGAAGGAAUUUAUCUAUCCCCUCAUCCCGGAGGACUACUCACGCUACGUCUGCUCAGACAUUUCCCAAGCAAUGGUGCAGGAAGCUGAGAAAACUUUUGCAGAUUAUCCGAAAGUUUUCUUCCAGCAAUUGGACAUUGCGAAGGAUUUAAAUGAGACGAACAUCUAUGAUCACAUCUUCUCCAUUUGGUGCUUGAUGUGGGUGUCGGAUCACGUAAAAGCCUUCAGGAAUAUUUAUGAUCUUCUCGUGCCUGGUGGAGGAACUUACCUGAUCUUCGUUGAGAAGCACAUUAUGAUUGAGACAAUCCUUGAGUUACUUGAGAGGCCAAAAUGGCAACCAUUCGUCCCGAAUCCAAGAGAAGUUUAUCCAUUCCCCUAUCGAAAUGAUCCAGAUCCUGUCGCCAGUAUAAAAAGUAUGAUGGAGGACAUUGGAUUUAUUAAUGUGCAAGUUUAUUUGGAGACAAAUACUUUUGGCUUUUCGAGUGAUGAAGAAUUUUUGGGAUUCCUAAAAGCCCUUCCGAAUCCUCUGCAUUUGAUGACGGAAGAAGAGCAGGAAGAGUACCUAAAGGAAGCCCUUGAAAUUGGUUAUGCCAACAAUGCUAUUACAGAUCCGACUUAG
This is a messenger RNA of Lutzomyia longipalpis, 768 nucleotides long. RefSeq names its product juvenile hormone acid O-methyltransferase-like. Gene Ontology annotation, molecular function: methyltransferase activity. The record is from RefSeq and is a predicted model, not a curated record. The transcript has 3 exons. The coding region runs from base 1 to 768 and encodes 255 amino acids. NCBI's taxonomy places the organism in Eukaryota, Metazoa, Arthropoda, Insecta, Diptera, Psychodidae.